This is a messenger RNA of Suillus subalutaceus, 312 nucleotides long. RefSeq lists its product as uncharacterized. The transcript has 4 exons. The coding region runs from base 1 to 312 and encodes 103 amino acids. The record is from RefSeq and is a predicted model, not a curated record. Lineage: Eukaryota; Fungi; Basidiomycota; Agaricomycetes; Boletales; Suillaceae.
AUGUCUUGUUCUUACCGCCUUCUUACCUGCCUCCUGACCGAUAUCGACCACGCCCAGGCUUUGAUGGAAGCGUCCAGCGUGCAUCAAGGCCCGCGAUUUAAGGACGGACAGAUCCUGGGUCAUCUUGAACCUCUUCACGCGCAUCUGCUGGUCACAUUCGCCCGGGCUCUCAAGUGCCUGACUUCUCUCAGCCCUGUUCCUCCUCAGCACCUCCUCAUUCGUGUGCGAGAUGAAAGGGGCAUCGGUGGUCUUCGUUGUCCAGGUCGGGACCUAGUGGUGGCUUGGGAUGAGAAUGUCGGCCCUGUUCUUUAA